UCCGUGUUUAACGGGCGUAGAGAGAGAAAGAGAACAGAGCGAGAGAGGGGGAGGACGAAGCCCUCCGCGUCGUCUCCUGCUGUUCCAUCCCACAUCUAUUCUGCCUCGGCUUGCACCUUCGACCUCGCUGAAAGUUCUGACCUCAAACUGAAAGGGGCCUGUGAAGCGUUUCCUUGCGGCAGUGCAAUGGAGGUAUUUGGCAAAUCUGUGAUUGCUGAGCCCAGCAAUGUGAUUUUCUUGUCCGCAAUCCUUAACACAGAAGGAUCAAACCCUAGUCACAAGUGUGACAAGAGGUGCCAGAACGAGAACAUUUUUGGGAACAUGUACCGUUGCAAACUGACUGGAACCACUCACAUCUGUGACAAAAACUGUAACCAGAGAAUCCUCUAUGACAACCAUAACUCGCUCUGCCGAGUGAGUGGGCAGUUUUUUCCGCUCUCUCCAUUGGAGCAGCAAGCAGUGAGGGGUAUCCGCAGGAAGCACGAAGUGGACAGCAAUGAAGGCUGCUCCUUUAAGCGCAGGCGUGGUGCACAGCUGCAUCCUUCCCCCUUCGAGAGGUCCUACUCAGCUGUGUCUCCAAUCCCGAGCCAGGUUGGAGAUGGCAUGGACCUGAGCUAGAGCUAACGAGACUUCCUUUUCUUCAGCCAACCACCUAAUUCCGUUGUCUACCCUUUUUCCCUUUGGUUACAGGAUGGAACUAUAAGAGAUUCCUUCUUUGUAGACUUUUAUGAAGGGAUAUAAGACUCCUUAGAUGCACCGAAUAAAUGUCUAUGUAGUUUCUAUUCUGUUUCAUGGGACCUUGUUGUAACUCGUGAACUUUGAUUGAGCACCUAUUCGGAUUUAGUAGCACGUUCAGAAAAUCAUUCGCUGCUUAUCUUUUUUCACACUUCCGAGUUAGUUAUUUUGUGUGUUUUUUUACUUUGUGUUCAACUAAGUUUCCUUCUAAUUUUGAUUCUUUAAUGCAAUUUAUUAUAAUUGAGGUGUACAUUUGUCCAUCAAUGUAAAUAUGUGAAAGAUUCUUUGGCACUGUAAUCCAGGCACAGGGAACUGACUGCCUUUGCUGACUGAAGUUUUUGUACAGUUGUUACUAGUGUUUUGCUUGUCAAGUUCCUAAUCAAGCUUGAAUCAUUUACGGUCUGUUCUCAUAUAGCUCAACUCUAUCUGUUUCUUAACUCUUUUUUACAGGUUAUGUUUCUAACGCUUAAUGUUUUCCUCAUGUUCUUUUUUGUCUUGUUUCCCCCCUAACAUUUGUUGUGUAUGCAGGACCAUCCAGGUUCAAAUCGUUCUUGGGAAAUGUUUUGUUCUUCUUUAUAUAACUAUAUUGCUAACUUAUUUUCAUUUGUUAAUUAUUUUGCUUUAUUUUGAUUUGCAGGUGAACAUCUCUGGUUCUAUUUUCAUCGUCGGGUAACAAGAAACUAAUCAGGGAGUCUCUUCCCAUUUCUUGCAGUGGAGGAAUGUUUAGCUACAGCCGCGCAGCAUGCUUUCCAGAGCAUAAAUUGGUGGAAGAGAAGUUUGAUGCUACCACUUUGCCAGAAGAACCGAGCCAGACACAAUAACAUCAAACUGAGUCUGAGAUACUGCACUUUACAAAUUCUUUCGAUAUUGGCAGAUUGAAGACCAACAAGAUUUGAAGAGCAGCAAGAUCAGCUUGCACCUGCAGUUUGAAGAAAUCCUUUCAAAGAAGACUGCUUGCGGCAAUCUUGCCUUCACUCCACAAGCAUGUGCUGUGUUAUGCGUACCAUGUAAUGAUUGUAGUACUUGACAACUGAUACCAAAGUAGUGGAUGCUUUUCUUUCGCAUG
Zea mays is the source of this 1801-nucleotide messenger RNA. RefSeq lists its product as uncharacterized. Lineage: Eukaryota; Viridiplantae; Streptophyta; Magnoliopsida; Poales; Poaceae. Bases 187 to 618 code for a protein of 143 amino acids. The record is from RefSeq and is marked validated. The transcript has 3 exons.